AUGCAUUUCCGUGAUCACGAAAGUCAGUUUACGCUCGCGAAAGAAGCAGGAGCUGGGUUACUUGGGACGGCAGUGCGCAGCGCGGCGGCUGGCGGGCUGCAUUCCUUGGCGGUUUCUGAGCGAGGGGAACUGUUCACGUGGGGAUAUGGCGGGUUCGGGGCGCUAGGGCAUGGAGAGUUUACCAGGAGGGAUGUACCCUGCCACGUGGAGCCCUCUGAUUGGCUGGAGGAGAGGGUGGAGAUUAAAGUGGCAGCGGCUGGGGGGAGCCAUACGCUGGGUCUAAGCACGGGUGGGAGAAUUUAUGCGUGGGGGAGGGAUGAGGGGGAGGGGCGGCUGGGUAUCCCCCAUAUAGUGGACGCGAUAGGAGAAGAAGGGUGCGUGCCUCGGCCAAUCCCGGUCGAGUUUCCAGCGUCCCAGGGCCUGCCACGUGGCGGAGUCUCAUUGGUCGCAUGCGGAGGGUUCUUCUCUGCUGCUGUGGACUGCGAGGGUGGCGUGUGGACGUGGGGAGGGAAUCACAACGGCGAGCUGGGCCGAGCGUCAUCAGGACUCGUCCCUUCUCGCGUCACCACCAUCACUGCUCCGGUGUGCCUUGCACUCCUUUUGAGACUGUACGAGGUGUGCCUUGCACUCCUUUUGAGACUGUACGAGGUGUGCCUUGCACUCCUUUUGAGACUGUACGAGGUGUGCCUUGCACUCCUUUUGAGACUGUACGAGGUGUGCCUUGCACUCCUUUUGAGACUGUACGAGGUGUGCCUUGCACUCCUUUUGAGACUGUACGAGGUGUGCCUUGCACUCCUUUUGAGGCUGUACGAGGUGUGCCUUGCACUCCUUUUGAGGCUGUACGAGGUGUGCCUUGCACUCCUUUUGAGGCUGUACGAGGUGUGCCUUGCACUCCUUUUGAGACUGUACGAGGUGUGCCUUGCACUCCUUUUGAGACUGUACGAGGUGUGCCUUGCACUCCUUUUGAGACUGUACGAGGUGUGCCUUGCACUCCUUUUGAGACUGUACGAGGUGUGCCUUGCACUCCUUUUGAGACUGUACGAGGUGUGCCUUGCACUCCUUUUGAGACUGUACGAGGUGUGCCUUGCACUCCUUUUGAGACUGUACGAGGUGUGCCUUGCACUCCUUUUGAGGCUGUACGAGGUGUGCCUUGCACUCCUUUUGAGACUGUACGAGGUGUGCCUUGCACUCCUUUUGAGACUGUACGAGGUGUGCCUUGCACUCCUUUUGAGACUGUACGAGGUGUGCCUUGCACUCCUUUUGAGACUGUACGAGGUGUGCCUUGCACUCCUUUUGAGACUGUACGAGGUGUGCCUUGCACUCCUUUUGAGACUGUACGAGGUGUGCCUUGCACUCCUUUUGAGGCUGUACGAGGUGUGCCUUGCACUCCUUUUGAGGCUGUACGAGGUGUGCCUUGCACUCCUUUUGAGGCUGUACGAGGUGUGCCUUGCACUCCUUUUGAGACUGUACGAGGUGUGCCUUGCACUCCUUUUGAGACUGUACGAGGUGUGCCUUGCACUCCUUUUGAGACUGUACGAGGUGUGCCUUGCACUCCUUUUGAGACUGUACGAGGUGUGCCUUGCACUCCUUUUGAGACUGUACGAGGUGUGCCUUGCACUCCUUUGGAGACUGUACGAGGUGUGCCUUGCACUCCUUUUGAGACUGUACGAGGUGUGCCUUGCACUCCUUUUGAGGCUGUACGAGGUGUGCCUUGCACUCCUUUUGAGGCUGUACGAGGUGUGCCUUGCACUCCUUUUGAGGCUGUACGAGGUGUGCCUUGCACUCCUUUUGAGACUGUACGAGGUGUGCCUUGCACUCCUUUUGAGACUGUACGAGGUGUGCCUUGCACUCCUUUUGAGACUGUACGAGGUGUGCCUUGCACUCCUUUUGAGACUGUACGAGGUGUGCCUUGCACUCCUUUUGAGGCUGUACGAGGUGUGCCUUGCACUCCUUUUGAGGCUGUACGAGGUGUGCCUUGCACUCCUUUUGAGGCUGUACGAGGUGUGCCUUGCACUCCUUUUGAGACUGUACGAGGUGUGCCUUGCACUCCUUUUGAGACUGUACGAGGUGUGCCUUGCACUCCUUUUGAGACUGUACGAGGUGUGCCUUGCACUCCUUUUGAGACUGUACGAGGUGUGCCUUGCACUCCUUUUGAGACUGUACGAGGUGUGCCUUGCACUCCUUUUGAGACUGUACGAGGUGUGCCUUGCACUCCUUUGGAGACUGUACGAGGUGUGCCUUGCACUCCUUUUGAGACUGUACGAGGUGUGCCUUGCACUCCUUUUGAGGCUGUACGAGGUGUGCCUUGCACUCCUUUUGAGGCUGUACGAGGUGUGCCUUGCACUCCUUUUGAGGCUGUACGAGGUGUGCCUUGCACUCCUUUUGAGACUGUACGAGGUGUGCCUUGCACUCCUUUUGAGACUGUACGAGGUGUGCCUUGCACUCCUUUUGAGACUGUACGAGGUGUGCCUUGCACUCCUUUUGAGACUGUACGAGGUGUGCCUUGCACUCCUUUUGAGGCUGUACGAGGUGUGCCUUGCACUCCUUUUGAGGCUGUACGAGGUGUGCCUUGCACUCCUUUUGAGGCUGUACGAGGUGUGCCUUGCACUCCUUUUGAGACUGUACGAGGUGUGCCUUGCACUCCUUUUGAGACUGUACGAGGUGUGCCUUGCACUCCUUUUGAGACUGUACGAGGUGUGCCUUGCACUCCUUUUGAGGCUGUACGAGGUGUGCCUUGCACUCCUUUUGAGGCUGUACGAGGUGUGCCUUGCACUCCUUUUGAGGCUGUACGAGGUGUGCCUUGCACUCCUUUUGAGACUGUACGAGGUGUGCCUUGCACUCCUUUUGAGACUGUACGAGGUGUGCCUUGCACUCCUUUUGAGACUGUACGAGGUGUGCCUUGCACUCCUUUUGAGACUGUACGAGGUGUGCCUUGCACUCCUUUUGAGACUGUACGAGGUGUGCCUUGCACUCCUUUUGAGACUGUACGAGGUGUGCCUUGCACUCCUUUUGAGACUGUACGAGGUGUGCCUUGCACUCCUUUUGAGGCUGUACGAGGUGUGCCUUGCACUCCUUUUGAGACUGUACGAGGUGUGCCUUGCACUCCUUUUGAGACUGUACGAGGUGUGCCUUGCACUCCUUUUGAGACUGUACGAGGUGUGCCUUGCACUCCUUUUGAGACUGUACGAGGUGUGCCUUGCACUCCUUUUGAGACUGUACGAGGUGUGCCUUGCACUCCUUUUGAGACUGUACGAGGUGUGCCUUGCACUCCUUUUGAGGCUGUACGAGGUGUGCCUUGCACUCCUUUUGAGGCUGUACGAGGUGUGCCUUGCACUCCUUUUGAGGCUGUACGAGGUGUGCCUUGCACUCCUUUUGAGACUGUACGAGGUGUGCCUUGCACUCCUUUUGAGACUGUACGAGGUGUGCCUUGCACUCCUUUUGAGACUGUACGAGGUGUGCCUUGCACUCCUUUUGAGACUGUACGAGGUGUGCCUUGCACUCCUUUUGAGACUUUACGAGGUGUGCCUUGCACUCCUUUUGAGACUGUACGAGGUGUGCCUUGCACUCCUUUUGAGACUGUACGAGGUGUGCCUUGCACUCCUUUUGAGGCUGUACGAGGUGUGCCUUGCACUCCUUUUGAGACUGUACGAGGUGUGCCUUGCACUCCUUUUGAGACUGUACGAGGUGUGCCUUGCACUCCUUUUGAGACUGUACGAGGUGUGCCUUGCACUCCUUUUGAGACUGUACGAGGUGUGCCUUGCACUCCUUUUGAGACUGUACGAGGUGUGCCUUGCACUCCUUUUGAGACUGUACGAGGUGUGCCUUGCACUCCUUUUGAGACUGUACGAGGUGUGCCUUGCACUCCUUUUGAGACUGUACGAGGUGUGCCUUGCACUCCUUUUGAGACUGUACGAGGUGUGCCUUGCACUCCUUUUGAGACUGUACGAGGUGUGCCUUGCACUCCUUUUGAGACUGUACGAGGUGUGCCUUGCACUCCUUUUGAGGCUGUACGAGGUGUGCCUUGCACUCCUUUUGAGACUGUACGAGGUGUGCCUUGCACUCCUUUUGAGACUGUACGAGGUGUGCCUUGCACUCCUUUUGAGACUGUACGAGGUGUGCCUUGCACUCCUUUUGAGACUGUACGAGGUGUGCCUUGCACUCCUUUUGAGACUGUACGAGGUGUGCCUUGCACUCCUUUUGAGACUGUACGAGGUGUGCCUUGCACUCCUUUUGAGACUGUACGAGGUGUGCCUUGCACUCCUUUUGAGACUGUACGAGGUGUGCCUUGCACUCCUUUUGAGACUGUACGAGGUGUGCCUUGCACUCCUUUUGAGGCUGUACGAGGUGUGCCUUGCACUCCUUUUGAGGCUGUACGAGGUGUGCCUUGCACUCCUUUUGAGGCUGUACGAGGUGUGCCUUGCACUCCUUUUGAGACUGUACGAGGUGUGCCUUGCACUCCUUUUGAGACUGUACGAGGUGUGCCUUGCACUCCUUUUGAGACUGUACGAGGUGUGCCUUGCACUCCUUUUGAGACUGUACGAGGUGUGCCUUGCACUCCUUUUGAGACUUUACGAGGUGUGCCUUGCACUCCUUUUGAGACUGUACGAGGUGUGCCUUGCACUCCUUUUGAGACUGUACGAGGUGUGCCUUGCACUCCUUUUGAGGCUGUACGAGGUGUGCCUUGCACUCCUUUUGAGACUGUACGAGGUGUGCCUUGCACUCCUUUUGAGACUGUACGAGGUGUGCCUUGCACUCCUUUUGAGACUGUACGAGGUGUGCCUUGCACUCCUUUUGAGACUGUACGAGGUGUGCCUUGCACUCCUUUUGAGACUGUACGAGGUGUGCCUUGCACUCCUUUUGAGACUGUACGAGGUGUGCCUUGCACUCCUUUUGAGACUGUACGAGGUGUGCCUUGCACUCCUUUUGAGACUGUACGAGGUGUGCCUUGCACUCCUUUUGAGACUGUACGAGGUGUGCCUUGCACUCCUUUUGAGACUGUACGAGGUGUGCCUUGCACUCCUUUUGAGACUGUACGAGGUGUGCCUUGCACUCCUUUUGAGGCUGUACGAGGUGUGCCUUGCACUCCUUUUGAGGCUGUACGAGGUGUGCCUUGCACUCCUUUUGAGGCUGUACGAGGUGUGCCUUGCACUCCUUUUGAGACUGUACGAGGUGUGCCUUGCACUCCUUUUGAGACUGUACGAGGUGUGCCUUGCACUCCUUUUGAGACUGUACGAGGUGUGCCUUGCACUCCUUUUGAGACUGUACGAGGUGUGCCUUGCACUCCUUUUGAGACUUUACGAGGUGUGCCUUGCACUCCUUUUGAGACUGUACGAGGUGUGCCUUGCACUCCUUUUGAGACUGUACGAGGUGUGCCUUGCACUCCUUUUGAGGCUGUACGAGGUGUGCCUUGCACUCCUUUUGAGACUGUACGAGGUGUGCCUUGCACUCCUUUUGAGACUGUACGAGGUGUGCCUUGCACUCCUUUUGAGACUGUACGAGGUGUGCCUUGCACUCCUUUUGAGACUGUACGAGGUGUGCCUUGCACUCCUUUUGAGACUGUACGAGGUGUGCCUUGCACUCCUUUUGAGACUGUACGAGGUGUGCCUUGCACUCCUUUUGAGACUGUACGAGGUGUGCCUUGCACUCCUUUUGAGACUGUACGAGGUGUGCCUUGCACUCCUUUUGAGACUGUACGAGGUGUGCCUUGCACUCCUUUUGAGACUGUACGAGGUGUGCCUUGCACUCCUUUUGAGGCUGUACGAGGUGUGCCUUGCACUCCUUUUGAGACUGUACGAGGUGUGCCUUGCACUCCUUUUGAGGCUGUACGAGGUGUGCCUUGCACUCCUUUUGAGACUGUACGAGGUGUGCCUUGCACUCCUUUUGAGACUGUACGAGGUGUGCCUUGCACUCCUUUUGAGACUGUACGAGGUGUGCCUUGCACUCCUUUUGAGACUGUACGAGGUGUGCCUUGCACUCCUUUUGAGACUGUACGAGGUGUGCCUUGCACUCCUUUUGAGACUGUACGAGGUGUGCCUUGCACUCCUUUUGAGACUGUACGAGGUGUGCCUUGCACUCCUUUUGAGACUGUACGAGGUGUGCCUUGCACUCCUUUUGAGACUGUACGAGGUGUGCCUUGCACUCCUUUUGAGACUGUACGAGGUGUGCCUUGCACUCCUUUUGAGACUGUACGAGGUGUGCCUUGCACUCCUUUUGAGACUGUACGAGGUGUGCCUUGCACUCCUUUUGAGACUGUGUGCCUUGCACUCCUUUUGUCUCCUCCUCCCCGCUCGCACCAGCAGCACCAUCACUGCCCCUGUCAAAGGCCUGGCUGCUGCUGGUGGCAUCCACACGCUGGCAGUGGAUGGUGAGUUGCUGCACGAGCGAAUGGCCUCCUGUUUCCUCUUCUUCCUCCCCCGUCUCCCCCCUCCCCUCCCCUGUUCUCUCCUGUCCCACAACCAGACGAGGGACGCGUGUGGUCGUGGGGAAGGGGCGGCAGCGGCCAAUUGGACGAAGGACAACUAUUUGUUUGGGGAAAGAAUGCGGACGGGCAACUUGGACUGGGAGCCGGGCAGCCAAAAAUAA
Closterium sp. NIES-65 is the source of this 6582-nucleotide messenger RNA. NCBI's taxonomy places the organism in Eukaryota, Viridiplantae, Streptophyta, Zygnematophyceae, Desmidiales, Closteriaceae. The record is from the annotation of a GenBank genome assembly.